This is a messenger RNA of Medioppia subpectinata, 306 nucleotides long. The record is from the annotation of a GenBank genome assembly. NCBI's taxonomy places the organism in Eukaryota, Metazoa, Arthropoda, Arachnida, Sarcoptiformes, Oppiidae.
AUGGUUUUCGUGAAGAAUGUGGACAAGAGUUUUAGCAAAAUAACGAGUCUUUACGACAAAUCAGAGAUUCCUAUUCUUCCGCGGACUCGUUAUACCGGUUCAGACAUCCGUAUACGUGACGACGCCAUGCCUUUGGCUCACAUCGUUCUGGCAGUGGAGGGCGCGCCGCGAGACUCGAACGAUGCCAUUGCUCUUAAUCUGGCCUCAGAGCUGUUCGGCUCGUGGGACAGGAGCCACGGCGGCGGCGGUGAUACUUCAUCCUAUUUGGGCAUCUGUUCCGCUGUUGACAACACAACACACGGUUUC